Thunnus maccoyii (southern bluefin tuna) is the source of this 615-nucleotide messenger RNA. RefSeq names its product collagen alpha-2(VIII) chain-like. The transcript is spliced from 3 exons. The coding region runs from base 1 to 615 and encodes 204 amino acids. The record is from RefSeq and is a predicted model, not a curated record. Gene Ontology annotation, molecular function: protein binding. Lineage: Eukaryota; Metazoa; Chordata; Actinopteri; Scombriformes; Scombridae.
AUGUUGGUGUUUUGCCAGCUGACUCUGGGCCAAGACACUCUUGAAACUACUGACACAGAGAAGACUGAAAUGCAAUCUGUCUGCCGUCUUGACGUGUAUGAUCUCCUGAGAGAAAUUGGUGCUUUGAAAGAAAAAAUGGGAGGCUUGGAAAACAGGCUUAAGGAAAGUGAAAAAGAGAUUGAAGAACUGAAAAGCAAAGAAAAACGUGAGGUAGUUUUCAGUGCAGCGGCAGAUGCAAGUGGACACAUUGGACCCUUCAACACAGACACGACCUUAAUCUACGGAUCAGUGAUUAUAAACACUGGCAGUGCCUACAAUCAGUUCACAGGUAUUUUCACUGCACCUGUUACAGGCGUUUACUACUUUAUCUUCUUUUAUCAUGCCGGAGGAACAAACCCAACAAAUCUAUCACUCUACAAGAACAAUGAGUUUGUGGCAAUGACCUAUGAUCACAGUACAUCACACGAUGGGGCUGAUAAUGGAGGCAAUGCAGUGUUCCUGCAGCUGCAGCAAGGGGACCAGGUGUCCGUGCGCUUGGGUGCAAAUACACAUAUUUGGGCAAAACACCAACAACACAUGACCACCUUCAGCGGUUUUCUGCUUAGUCAAGGGUGA